AUGAGCAAACAUAUGUACACAACGGCAAAUCUGUCGGAUGUGGAGCUGAAGGACCAGGGGAAUCGGUUGUUCUCCGCGCGGAAAUACGACGACGCGGUCAACCUAUACACAAAAGCGAUCAUCAAAAACUCCACAAAUGCCACCUAUUUCACCAAUCGCGCCCUAUGCCACAUCAAGAUGAAGCGCUGGGAAACGGCCUGCAGUGACUGCCGGCGUGCCCUCGAUAUGGAUCCGAAUCUGGUGAAGGGACACUUCUUUCUCGGGCUCAGCCUAAUGGAGCUGGAAUCGUUCGACGAAGCGAUCAAACAUCUGCAGCGUGCGCACGAUCUGGCCAAGGAGCAGAAGCUUAACUUCGGCGACGAUAUUGCCUCCCAGUUGCGAUUGGCCCGGAAGAAACGCUGGAACAUACAGGAGGAGAAGCGCAUUUGUCAGGAGAUAGAACUACAAACUUAUUUGAAUAGACUUAUUACGGAAGAUAUGGAAAAUCGCUUAGCUAAGCUGAAAUUGGACGACACGAUUAAUGAGGAAACACUGAAGGAGCAAGCGAUAGAAAUUGAACGUGAGGGCGAAAACCAUAUGACUGAAUUAAACAAUCUGUUUGCUAAGGUUGACGAUAGGAGACGGAAACGAGAAGUACCUGAUUACCUAUGCGGCAAGAUCAGCUUCGAGCUGCUGGUGGAUCCCGUAAUCACGCCAUCCGGUAUGACGUACGAAAGGAAGGACAUCGAGGAGCAUCUGCAGCGGGUCGGCCAUUUCGAUCCGGUUACGCGCGUGAAACUCACACAGGAUCAGUUGAUAUCGAACUACUCGAUGAAAGAGGUAGUCGAUGCGUUCCUGCAGGAAAAUGAGUGGGCGCUAGACUAUUAG
Messenger RNA from Anopheles marshallii, 867 nucleotides. It is a transcript of the gene STUB1, whose product is annotated as E3 ubiquitin-protein ligase CHIP. Gene Ontology annotation, cellular component: cytoplasm; Z disc. Gene Ontology annotation, molecular function: protein-folding chaperone binding; ubiquitin protein ligase activity. Gene Ontology annotation, biological process: proteasome-mediated ubiquitin-dependent protein catabolic process; cellular response to misfolded protein; protein quality control for misfolded or incompletely synthesized proteins. The record is from RefSeq and is a predicted model, not a curated record. The coding region runs from base 1 to 867 and encodes 288 amino acids. The transcript is spliced from 5 exons. Lineage: Eukaryota; Metazoa; Arthropoda; Insecta; Diptera; Culicidae.